CUUGCAUGACUUCAAAUUUUGUUUCCAGUUCCUCUUUGGCAUAUAUCACCCAGCCAUCAUGUCUGGGAAGUUUUGCAAGAAUGGAAGAACAACAUGAUAUUCAUGUUUCAAGAGGCAACUCAAGGGAAGUCUGUCCAUUCUAAACAUAAUUCAGAAAAGAACCAACUUCCUUUUAAAUGUUAAUUGUAUGACUAGAAGUCUUGUUCUUUAUGAGAAAAGAUGUUUGAAGAUGGUUCAGAUGUGGCAGUUUGGUCUCAAAACUAGAUUUCAUAGAAUUUCUGUGUUUCACAGGAUUUCUGUAUUUGCUAUAACUGCUGUCUUUAUGGAGAUUUUUCCCAGUUUUUGGAGUGCUGUGGGAUUGGGAUCUUGGUGCUUCCACAUGACCCUGAAGUAUGAAAUGCAGCUGUUGGAUGAACUGCCAAUGAUAUACAGUUGUUGCGUGUUUGUCUACUGCCUGUAUGAAUGUUUCAAGUACAAGAAUACAGUCAAUUAUGCACUGCUUUUCUUGUUAAUAACAUACAGCGUCGUAGUCAGCAUAGUUUACCUAGAUUUGAAAGAGCCUGUAUUCCAUCAGAUCAUGUAUGGAACACUAGUUUCCAUCAUAGUUCUAAGAUCUGUUUAUAUAGUAUUAUGGGUGUACCCAUGGCUUAGAGGUCUAGGCUAUACAUCUUUAACUGUAUUUUUAAUGGGAUUUUUUCUCUGGAACGUGGACAACAUUUUCUGUGAUAAAUUGAGAGCGUUACGAGAGAAGAUGCCUCCCGUGGUGGGAGCUGUGACACAGUUUCAUGCAUGGUGGCAUAUUCUCACAGGCCUGGGUUCUUACCUUCAUAUCCUGCUAAGUUUAUAUACAAGGACACUUUUCCUGAAACACAGGCCAAAGGUGAAGUUUGUUUUUGGAAUUUGGCCUGUUCUUCUUGUGGAGCCACCCAAGAACCUUUGACUGAGGCAGCCACACGCAAUCACCCGGCCUGGCUGAAUAAAGCAUUUCAACAGUUACUCUGGCUGAAGUGUCAAAAUUAUGGAUCAGUCCAAGUACUAUUGCUAUUCAAGGACUUCUCUGUGCUUCGAGGCCAGUCGGCUGGAACAGAGCAAAGAGCUGGCACACUAGGGAAACAGCACUUAGUACAGCUUUAUUCUAAGUUGUUAAAACAAAGAUUAAGACACAAGGAUUUUAUGUAUAUAUUGUAUAGCUGAUGAUAUUGAGGUAAUAUUUCGUGCUGGUCACAGAAAACUAACCAUUUUUGAAGUGGAUUGCAUACGUUUUUUCAUUCAGUUUUUGUUCUUUCUGUGGUCUAAACUAAUAUUAGUAACUGAAUGACAAAACUAGGCCAUUGAUGGCCAAGCUAAGCAUCUGUGUGGCCUAUAGUGAACUGAAUGCUUAACCCAAACUACUUUAAGCUUGCACUUUUAUACAAUUAAUGAAGUAUGUAAUGGUUGAUUUAGGCUUUUAUUCUACCUUGCUUUUCAACAGCCUCCUUUGCAAUUUCUAUUUUAAGGAAAAUGGUUGGGAUACCUGUGCCAUUUAGUUCGUUUUAUACCAACCAUCCAUUUUCUCUUUAGUCCAACUGAAAGGUUCAUCAGGGAGGAUGUUCCAAAGUGUGACCAGAAGAAGACCGUGAAAUGGUGAAGCUUUAGAGGUGUUCUUAUUUGUGUCUGGGAGCUCAAUUCCUAAUUUUUUUGACCAGUGAUUCAUUGCAAAACUGUGGAGUGACUGUAGAAACAUAAGAAAUACUCUUUAUAAUUUUUUUGUAAUUGUUAUUUACAUGCCUAACUUUUCUAUCCCUUUCUUUAUUUUUCCAUUUCCCAUUCAUACUACAGAUUGACAAACACCUUAGAUGUUCUCUAGUUCAGCUUUGAAUUCAUCUAUCUCUUACUUUACAAGUCUUAAAUAUUGGUGUGACUUUCAGAAGCAUCUUCUUAUUCAGAAACUUUGAAGGAGGAGUAAAGAACAAAACUGAGGCUGAGGAUAUCCCCAGAUGCAAGGGGUAGUGCUUUGCUUGUUUUUAAUCUAUCACAUGCUUAGUCUAUGAGAAAGCUGACCACCUUUUAAAACCAGACUUAGGGGAUUAAUGAGGGAGACAAACCCUGUUUUCUGCAAUUCUUAUCUACCCAGCUGAUGAAAGUUAGUAAGUAAAUGUAAAGAAAACAUUAACACAGUUUUUCAAAAUAUACCUCAUAUAUAUGCUGUGGUUUUGAUGCUCUUGAUUUUGGGGCAACAAACAGUCUCCGUGCCUACUUGCUGCCAUUCUAUGCAAUUUUUGUCUGCUUUUGAUGCUCUGAGGGAUUUAUCCUUCUUACCAUGAAGAAAAAAAGGGAAAGGCUCAGACUGAUCCAAAAUCUCAUUUUGUAUUGAUUUACAAUGUGCUCACAGCAGCAAAGCAUGGUAAUACAGCUGUAAAGCCAUCUCCCAGGUCUCAGAGUCCUGGCUAUUGAACAAUCAGUGCUGGCUAAAAUGGUCUCCUCCCUUUUAUCUGUUUGGAGUUUCUCUGCAUCUUUCACAUCCAUCAGUAACUGAUGUGACCCUCCAAAUAAAAAUGUGGCUCCUGUUAUGCAACAGCCUUGGACUCUUGAGAUCAAAUAACCUCAAACUGUAUUGGAAAAAGACACUUAACCUUGAGUGAGUUCAAUGAGGUUUAAGCAUUUGCUGAUAGCAGUGUAUUUCAACCUGUACACCCCUACAAAGGCAAGUGAAGUGUAAUUUUUUAGCAGCUUUGAUGUCAGUAGGCUCCAGUUCCACAGACAAGGUCAGCAUCUGUGCUGGGAAAUUUGAGUGCUCUUCAGACUGAAAGAAGUUAGAAGAACUAGCACAGAGGUAGGAAAAAGCUGUUAUGGAUCAGGUGUCUUUAAUUAUCCAGAAGGCAUAUUUUUUGUAAAGAGAUUUGAGAACUGUUUCUCAAAAAAAAAUGUAGCUUGAAAAUAAGUGCCUGCCUGUUCACCUCCAGGCUUUCUCAAGCAUUUUUCUGCACAGUGUAUCCCAUUUUCUUAUUUACUAUGUUUACAUUUGUUCAUAAGUUAGGGAAGGAGUCUCCUAAGAGAAGCAGUGCAGCAGCAAGAUAUAUCAACAGUCACUUGUGACGUCUGCUAGGUAUGAUACUAUUUUUAUGGAAAUGGAAAAAGCCUUUCUUUUAGUGGCCUUAGUUUUGUUACUGAAGGAUCUGGGGGCUCUGUUUAGUUAAUUAAUUGCAAGAACCAGAGUGUCUUGAAACGCCACUUUCUAGAACCAGAGUGUCUUGAAACGCCACUUUCUUAUUGAUCAGGCAUCUCUACAAUGUUAUAUUUAAAGAAAUUUGUUGAUUCUUCUACACAUUUGCAACUAGGAAGUCUGUGAUGAGGGGGUUUCAGAUCUUGUUGGAUUUAAUUGUCAGGAUUUAAAAAAAAAUGGAAAAGCUCAUAUUUUAAUUUUAUAGUGCUGUUCAUUUUUCAUUUAUGCAUUGUUUGUUGUUGAUGGUUUUUUUCUUUAAAAAAAAAUUGCAAUUUGGCUUCUUCCUACAUUCCAAAUGAGCAAAAAUAUGCACACCUCUACCACCCUGCCAGCAGCCUUUCUUUCAACAGGCUAUUUUAGACCCUGAGGAAUGUAAUUUAGCUGUGUAUCCUUCUUAGCAUAAAUAAUCUAAAAUCAUGGGUGCUUUGGUUUGACUGCCUUACUUAUCUUGUGAGCGAUAUUGAAAAUGACAAGCAAGUUUUAACUAUAUGGCACUGAAAUUCAGACUGCUUUUUCUAGUGCCUGGAAAGACAUAUAUUCUUACUCCUGUAAUGUGUUAAAUGUCUGGUAAUUGCUUUUUAUUUAUAUCGCUUGUAUGAUAAUGUUGAUUUUUUUUUUUCCUAUAGACCUUAGAGCAGUAUAUCACAAGCUUUUCCUGCACUAUAUCUUAGCAAGUCGUAUGUGAUCCUAUUUUUUGAGUAGCAUUCAGACAGCAGCUACUUUAAAGAGAAUUCUGGAAUUCUCUUUAAAGAGAAUUCUGGAAGUAGGUGUCAUUUGGUAUGAAUUCUACAGGAUGUGUUGGGACAGACUUGAUAACAAUGAACUCUUCUAUUCCUUAACAUCUAUGAAGAACCAGGAAAUCUGCCACCAUACAACCAUCAAUUUGACACAGAUGAGUAGUAAGUAGCUCUGCAGUCCAUGAGCUGAAAAAUUCUUUCUUGGAAAUAAGAGGAAAAACUUUGAAAUUACUCUCACAGUACAGAUCAAACCCAUGCUUUAUUCUGGGAAUUUAGAUUUUUAGAUACAGCUCAAGAUAUGCAUUCUUCAGUAAGGAGGAAUCUCAUCCAUGUUUCAGCAUUCAUCCAUGCUGUUGGCUAGCAGUAUUAAUUAUCUCCAGACUUCAUCUUAAUGCUUUUCUGUUAGCACAGGGCUGCUGUGCUGCCCUUGAGUGUUUAAAACCUCCCCUCAGUCAGAGUUGGAAUAUGUAGUGCUACCACUUGCUGGUCUACCUCUGUCAUGUAUUGUACCAUAACUGUGCCCUUAAUUACAUUUGCCUGAGUGUGUGCACAUCAGCACAGCCUGACUUGGACUGUGCAGCCCCUGGGAGUGGCAACAGUGUUGUAUUGAUUCGUGGCUGGCUCUGUUCACUGCCUGUAAACAUUCUCACUUACUUGGUGUCUGUCACUUACAGCUUGUGCUCAUCUGCCGCUCUUCUUUGUGUACGUCUGGCUGCUUUAGAGAGAGAUUCAAGUAGGAGGACUUCAAUUCAGACAGGUGUAGUGAAAUCUUUUGGGAGGGAUAGAGUAGAAAAUAUUGCUCUGUAAUAAGUUUAAAUUCUCUUUUAAUCCUGUUCUGUGCUGUCUUGCUUGGCUAAAGCUGAAUUGUAUGAUUUGAAAUACAGUUGAUUAUUUUGGCCAUCAUGGGUUUGCUUCUAACACCUCAUUUCAAGCAACUGAAUGUCUUUUUCAUCAAACACUUCCAUGUGAAUCUCAACAACAGAAAAUCCUCCCAGUACUACCAGUGUUUCUCGCAGCCACUAUCACCUUGUUUAAUCUGCAUUCAAGAAUUUCAGUAAUACCAUUUUUUAAAACCUGUUUCUCUCUGUGGAUAUAUUACAGCAUUUUAAUAGCAGGUGGUGAAAUGAUUCAGUACAGAGGAGCUGUAAUGGAGCAGCCAUGCUGUUUCCUUUAGUAGACAUCAGAAUUCAGGAACACACGUCCAUUUUGGGGGAAUGUGUGCCCUGUAAUUUAGAUUAACAUAUUCAGGUAAAACUUUCAGUUUACUUUAAACCCCAUCUGCACUUUUUAACUGGGCAGUGGGCGUCUUUAACUACAAAGUGCUGUUUGACUGUGAGACUUUGCCAUGAAGAGGGAUAAAUGAUGGAGUCUUUAUUACACAUGAACAGAGAAAAGCCAGAAGGAGAUUAAGAAAUCUUACAUGAAACGAGAAUAACUUUUAUUAUUAAGCACAGGAUCUCAUAGUAUUGCAUCAACUACCCUCCUGGUAUCUGCACUUUAGAUACUUGAAUGUUUUCCUAUUUAUACAUUUAACUUUCCAUGUUGACUACUGCUCUCUUCACCACAGAAGUGAUGUAGUUUCUGUUACGCUCAGUUCAUUGUAGAUGACUUAGAGGCUGUUUUAUGAGGAUGGAACAUGACAUGUUUUUAAAUGUUUUAUACAUGAACGAAUGCAUUUUUGACCUAUCUGGAAUGUCUUCUGCCAGCUUUGUUUGAGAGUCUGUAACUAAAGAUGGAGAACAUUCUAUUAACUAUUAAAAUUGGGUUUGGGUUUCUUUGUUCAGUUUCUCACGCACAACUGCUUACCACUGCCAAGUGCCUGAUCUCAUUGUUACAAGGCUUUUAUGAGAGCUGGGGAUGUGUUUUCUUCUGGAAGUCUUUGGUAGGUGGGGGUCAAUAUUUUUAAAAAAUCCUCCUCCUGCAGGAAUCCCAGCACUAUUUUUAGUGUCUUUCCUGUUAGUUAUCCAAUACAUGUCUGCCUCUGACUCAAACUUGAGCCUGGCUACCCACCUUCCUGAUGCCAUUGCAACUUUCCAGGCUUUGAAAGUUGGGUGAGGGAUUUAGCUGUACAGGAAGCGUUUAUUGUAGUUCAGUGACAGGCAGUGUGAGGUCAUGGCAGCAAGCACUUUAUGUGGAGCCCCCUUAUUGGAGGUCCCAGCCAGAUGCUCUAAACAGGACUGGGGGCAGGGGGAUUCGUAUGUACAGUUUGAACCUCUUGCUUUACUGCAGAACUCUCCCAUUUUACUUCUUUAAUUGUUUUAGGUUUGACUAAGUAUGAAACUGUAGCUUUAAGAAGAGCCAAGUUAAGAGUUCAUGUGAGACCCUAAACCAGGGUGCCUGCAGUUUUGGAUUUUUUGCACAUAUAUCACACAAAUUGAUAAGACCAGAUUGUUAAGAUUUUUAAAAAUGAAAAUAUAAAGGGUCUUUUGCUUAUUUGUCCACAGGAAUAGCUAUAAGCACAAUUUUAGAUUCCUUCUUCUGUCCCCAAAGCUCUGGAACAUAUAUAUGUUUCUCCAAAGACAGUGGUGAAUAAAAUGGCUCAUAGCAAGUUAUGUACCAAAAUGUUUUCCACAUGAAACGUGUGGAAGAACUUUGUUUGGGUAUCCUAUUGUUCCCUGGAUUUUGGAAGAGAGGAUUUCAAGCAGCAUGAGCAGUAGUUACUCCUUAGACUGAACAGAAACUAAUUUUUCUCUUGAUAUUCCAAAUUGAUGUUGGCUAUUUCAUGUUGAUUGUUGAUCUCAGCAUAAUGCACAGAUGAUGUUACAGUCUGAUCAAACACCAUCUGUCCACCUGGAGUGGACAUGAAAUCUCCUGUUCAUUACCUAACCAAACAUUCUAACAUUGACACAGAGUUCUAACUUGUGACUUUCUCUUCCUGAAAUUCAGUACAUUGUUGCAGUUAGAUAAUAACACUGUGAUAGAUGAGUAGCAGGUGACUUGUAGAACACAGCUACACUGAGAAAUGUUUAUUGACAAUUUUGAUACACCAAACUGACCCUACCAAACCAGCUGGUAACCAACAUUAGGCUUAUAUGUAUCAGCAUAUCUUGUUUUCCAAAGCACAGUAGCUUUGAAAUAUUUAAUAUGUUUCAUUUGUUAUUCAUGCUAUAGUCAAGCACUAAUUUGUCUUUAUAGUACAAACUAUUAAAGAAUUUUGUUUCAAAUACAACA
Lonchura striata (white-rumped munia) is the source of this 7110-nucleotide messenger RNA. It is a transcript of the gene ACER3, whose product is annotated as alkaline ceramidase 3. Gene Ontology annotation, molecular function: N-acylsphingosine amidohydrolase activity. NCBI's taxonomy places the organism in Eukaryota, Metazoa, Chordata, Aves, Passeriformes, Estrildidae. The record is from RefSeq and is a predicted model, not a curated record. Gene Ontology annotation, cellular component: endoplasmic reticulum membrane. Gene Ontology annotation, biological process: phytosphingosine biosynthetic process; ceramide metabolic process.